AUAAGCAGAUAUCCAUUUGGAAGCCCUCCCUAGUCCCUCCCCAGUCCCUCACCAACGACGGUUUUGGCCUUGGGUGUGAGACUGUGAGUGUAGUGUAACUACAUAACCAAAAACAUUUAGUUAGACCAACAAACUCUUGUACUCCCAACAUUUUACUCCAAAAUUGUCCAAUCAUUUCCACAUUGUAAUUCAAGAAACUCAUUAAAUCAAAGGGCUCUCAAAUUGCAUUCUUCUUUCUUCUUGGAAUUGCAUCAAAAGUAGUAAAGUUCAAAUGUUAAUAAGAGAGAUGAAGUGGAAUAACUUCUGGAUCCCCUCAAAAUAUCUUUAUUUUCGAACCAAGCUUGUUUACACUGCUGCUCUCUCCACUAAGAAACGCCUUGCUGGUGGAAUCUCAGAUGAUGAUACCUUGGCUAACUGGUGUAAGGAUUUUAUCCAGAGGAAAAUGACCUAUGUGUAUAGGAGUGAGGGUCAAGAGAUGGCACCAACUAUUCCUGGAAGACAUGAAACUCUUCUUAUACGCAACUUGCCCUGUCCAAAUCUUAAGUUCAGACUGGUAUAUAGACAAGUUUCUGUUGGUGAUGUAGUCCUCCUAAAGAACCCGUUGGAUUCAGAUAGGGCUUUGGUAAGAAGGUUGGCUGCUUUAGGAGGACAUCAAAUGGUGUCCACUGAUGAGAAAGACGAGCCUUUUGUCAUUCGUAUUGAUCACUGUUGGGUUCUUGCAGACAACAAAGAGUUAAAGGCAAGGGAAGCCAAUGAUAGCCGUACCUUUGGUCCUGUUCCAGCCAUGGACAUAAUAGGUAGAGUUAUCUACAGGUUCCAGUCAAUGGAGGAUCAUGGACGUGUCGAAAACAGUAACUGCCAUUUGGAGGAGGAUGCAGCAGUUGUAAAAUUUGAACUCGAACUUGAUGAGAUGCAAAAGUUUUCUGAAGCCUGAAUGUUGUGAAGAUUUCUGUAGCGUGAUUGUAUAGAAGAUUACAGUCCACUCAUUUUUUGCCAAGCUCUGAGUAUUCUUUAAUCAUCCAUUCAUGGAUCGAGUGCUUGUAGAGUCGUAGUCAGUUGAACCUUUGGAUAUUUGUUGAACAAUAGUUUUUUACAUUCUAGAUCGUAGAGAAGGUAUAUAUAUGUACUACCUUAACAUACAGCUACCUCAAAGUUCGUCACAAGCUUGCAAACAGUAAUUGAAUGGCUUAGACUAUGUUUAGUUUACAAAUUUCUGUAAAUAACAGUUACUGUAAAAUGUAAAUCAUUAACUAUGUUAAUUGUACAGGACAACACCUAUACUUCGUAUAAAUUAACAAAUAACA
Molecule: messenger RNA, 1304 nt
Organism: Chenopodium quinoa (quinoa)
Lineage: Eukaryota; Viridiplantae; Streptophyta; Magnoliopsida; Caryophyllales; Amaranthaceae
Product: mitochondrial inner membrane protease subunit 1-like
Exons: 5
Coding region: 272-934 (220 amino acids)
Molecular function (GO): serine-type endopeptidase activity
Source: RefSeq, a predicted model, not a curated record